AUGCUACGACAAAAAGAGGCAAAACAUGCACGCGUGAAACAUUUACCAUUGUUCCGUGAGGGCUCCACACUGUUUCGUCACUUGGGAAUGAGGACGCUAAGUGACUACGAAGACCUACCUACGACCAGUUUUGAUGGAAUAAUUUCAGUGAUUCAUUCGGAGAAAGAGGAACAAAAGUAUGCACAGUAUUUGAAAGAACAGAAAGUCGUGGGCGUAGACACGGAAGCGAGACCAGACUUUCACCCGCUAAAUGGAAAUAAAGGUAAUCCCGUGUGCUUGAUUCAGGUCAGUACUCUCGAAAGAGCGUUUUUGUAUAGGUUGCAACGAGGAAGAAAACUGCCUCCAGUGCUGCAACAGCUCUUUGCUGACCCCGGCGUAUUAAAAGUUGGUCACGCACUAAGCGACGACUUUCGUCAGUUGAAGGCAUCGGACUUUGUACAAGUGGUAAACUCGACGGUAGACACACUAUAUAUAGCACACAAGCUUGGAUGCAAUCGACCUGGUUUGAAGACGUUGUGUCAGAUCUUUUUGGGAGGGUCGCUGCAUAAAGAGAUGCAAGUGUCGGACUGGGAAGCGCCUACUCUGAGCAAGGCGCAGAUCGCCUACGCAGCAACGGACGCCUGGGCCCCUAUGAGGAUCUUGCUUGCAAUGAUUCAAUUGAAGGAUACAAAAGAACUACUACGGACAAAGAGCUACAACGCAUCCGCACAGACGAUUAUCGAUGAGGAUCAUGAGGUUUUGCUAGGCAGGUUACUUUCUUUUGCCCUUCUUCAUUCAGGCGCUUGA
Molecule: messenger RNA, 786 nt
Organism: Peronospora belbahrii
Lineage: Eukaryota; Oomycota; Peronosporomycetes; Peronosporales; Peronosporaceae
Source: the annotation of a GenBank genome assembly